AAUAUCAAACAUUGAAAUGUUUUUGAAAGUUCUGUCAACUCUAACUUUUAUGCAACUUUUCUGUAACACGACGUCACAAAUGUUGGAUAAAAAGUUCAGUAAUUUGAGUAGUAUUAAAAUUAAAGAGUUUGAGGCGAAUGACAAUUGGCAGAUAAUUGAUCUCAGCCACAAUUCAAUUACUUCUUUCGACUUUCCGGAAUUGCUUGAAAAGCAAACUCAAUUAGACACAUUACGAUUGAAUAAUAACUUAAAAUUCAUCGUACAAGACAAUGAAAAGAUUCUCGAACAAAGUGCAUUGGGAAACUUUGAAUGUAAAAUGUGUGGAUUUGUGAAUAUUCAAAGUCAGCAUUUUACUGGUUUCAGCAAUUUAACAAAACUUUAUCUCAACGAUAACAGAAUAAGUCGAAUUAGCGAGAGCGCAUUUGCAUCAAAUGAAAACCUCAAGCUGUUGGAUCUGUCAGGAAACGACUUAAAGGAUGUGCCACAAAUUUUGUUCGUUGGAUUGAAAAGUUUUGAGACUUUAAAUUUAGCAUCGAAUCCAAUUUUGAUUCCAAAAAAUCGACCUUUUCUAAAAAGCAAUUCAUUGAAGUAUUUAAAAAUGAACCAUUGCAACGUAUCGACGAUCUAUUUGGAAACAUUCAGUGAACUUUCAAACAUUGAAACACUCAACCUAAAUGAAAAUAGAAUUGGAUUUCUUCCGGUGAACUCAUUCAAAUACAAUAAGAAGUUGAAAAGUUUACUCAUCGAAAGCAAUCAAAUAAGGUCGUUCCCAGUGGUCAUGCUGGACACAUUGCCACAAUUGGUCGAACUUUGCAUUGACAAAAAUAUUUUAGUUGAAAGUCCGGAGUUGGGAAAUUUUUUGCAAAGAUACGACGAGAGACGCUUGAGAACUGACAAUUGUAAUGAUAAUGUGAAAUAUUUCAUUGAAAAUCUCUCGAGGAUUGAUGUCAAGACCAGUACUUUUGAUGAAACCUCACAAAACACGAACACGAGUGAAAAGUCAUCAAAGUUUGUGACCAAAUUCAUUAACCAAGGGAUUUCUGAUUUUUUCAUUGGCAGUUACAUAAUGCUCAUCAUUAUCGUACAAGCAGCAGCAAUCGUACUUCUUACCAUUUAUCUCAUCAAAAUCACCAAAUACGAAAAGCUUGAAGGCGA
This is a messenger RNA of Clunio marinus, 1155 nucleotides long. NCBI's taxonomy places the organism in Eukaryota, Metazoa, Arthropoda, Insecta, Diptera, Chironomidae. The record is from the annotation of a GenBank genome assembly.